AAAAGAGCCUUUGGAUCCCAAACCACCUUAAACUACUGUCUUCUCUGACCUUGUCUUUUAGCAGAGAACUCUCCCGUCUUUCCCUCCAGAUCCGUCUACUCCUCUAGUCUGGCUUUGCUAUUCACCACUUUUCUGAAGCCAUUCUCUCAUAGACACCAGUGAGGUUUCCACCUGCCAAAUCCAAGAUACACCUCCCAAUCCCAAUUUUACCUGGCCUCUUUUUACUACUGGGAGCUGCUCCCACAUUCUCGAAGCCCCCCAGCUUGGUUUGCAGGGCCUGCCUUCUUCUGGCCUCCGUCUUGAGUCCACACUGCCUCCCAGACUUCCGGGGCUCUGACCCCCCUAGUUCGAUGCUGGGCUCCACCCACACCACCCUUGAAUGCUGACCACCCCAGUCUCUCCUUCCAUCCAGUAGGUGAGAAAGAUCUUUCUCUGGUCCUUCCCAAAGUACCUGUUUCCCCAAACAGUCUCCCUCUGUUUUGUUAAGGGUGUCACAUCCACCCUGAUGCCCCAGCUGAGAUUCCUCCCUUGCCCCCACCAUUGAACCCCAUCUCCAUGAAGUUUUGCCUUUUUUCCUCCCAACCCUGCCCAGGUCUUCCCACUGGUUUCAGGCUUCAGGCUACUCAGCCUUCAUCCUUCUAGUCCCCAGCUGCUCCCUACACUGGACUCAAGGAUGCUGAGAAGGGGGUCAUGCUUAGGGUGGGAGGGGUCUUUUUGAGUUGAAGGGUAGCUGGGCUGGAGUAUGUGGGGAGUGGGGGCAGUGCAGGAACUAGGGUCAGACAUGAGAGGUAAGAAGGCACUCACUCUCAGGGUCCUGCAUUUACUGAUACUGCACUUAAAUUACUAGGUGCAUCCCUGGCCUCACCCUAGUCUCAGCCCUGCAUGUGGGGACAGACUGGCUCUAGGGAGGGAGGUGGUACAGUACUCUUCUCCACCCCUGGGGGGCAGAUGCUGAGAGAAUGGAAUUUUACAAAGGCAGUGGGGACUGGCUUGGAAGUGAACUUCCCAACCACUUAAAGCUGUAAUUCCAGGUGUGGUAGCCAAAAGACUCCUGAAGGGCAAGAUUUUUGUCAGGAUCCCCUGGUCUGGGGCCUAAUAGCAAGGCCACGGCAUGAGAAUAGGCAUCUGGGUAGAAGACAGUCUGAGGGGCACUGAGGUGCCACCUGGACCCCUUCAUCUUCGUAGAGAAGGAGGGCUCCUUGCCUGGUUUCUCAUGGGAGUAGAGGGUAAAAGCCUGAAGGGUGCCCCUGCCACCUCUGACAAACGUAUUUGAGGGUCUACAUCCACGGCUGGCACUGCCUGGUGCCUUUGCCUCGCUAGAUUAUGCGGAUCUCUGGGGCAGGUGUUUCCAGGUGUGGAUUUGAGACAAAAGAACCAGGAAGCGGGGCCUCCCAGAGCACAGGUAACCCGAGGCCCUGUCGCCCUGCUUGCGCUGCUCCCCCUGCUCUUGUGGGCUGGCCUUAGGGGAGGGAGGGGGGGCGCACGCUCACGGAAGGGCUCAGAGAACUUCGCGGUUCAGGGUCCAUAGAGAACGGGGGGAGGCAGUAAUCCAGGAAGUCUUCCCGGUGGCAGUGAAUUCUUAGUGGGGGAUCGGCCGCGCGGAAUCCCCUGCGGGCGCAGCUGGGUGCAGAAGCCCCGCCCCUCGCCCCGCCCACCUGUGGGAAACGCUGGCCGGGAGGGAGGCAAGGCCCGCGCCCGCAGCUGGCUGCACCUCGUCCUCUGCCCCGGCCUCAGCCAGCGCCCGGGCUUCUGCAGGGGUACUGACCUUGGCAAAGGGGCCCCUCGUGCGGCCGAGUUGGGGAGACCUCGGGAAGAUCCCCUCGCCAGGCGCGACUGCCGCGGUCCCCGGCCGUCUGCGGGGGGUGGGGCUUGCCUGAGGUGGCGCCCACAGGCGACCCACGGGCGCGCGGCAGCUGCAGCUCCCGCCUUCCCGCACCGAGACCUCGGUCCUCUCCAGCGCCCGCCGCCUCGGGGCGCCUGACACGCGGCAGCUCCACGAGUGCCCCCUUGGCUUAGUCAUGGCGAAGCUGGAGACACUGCCUGUGCGUGCUGACCCAGGGCGGGAUCCUCUCCUGGCCUUUGCCCCUCGGCCCUCUGAGCUCGGACCCCCAGACCCUCGCCUGGCCAUGGGCAGUGUGGGCAGUGGGGUGGCCCAUGCCCAGGAGUUCGCCAUGAAGAGUGUGGGCACCCGCACAGGGGGUGGGGGCAGCCAGGGCAGUUUCCCCGGCCCCCGCAGCAGUGGUGGUGGGGCGAGCAGGGAGAGGCCAGGCCGCUACCCCUCAGAAGACAAGGCUCUCGCCAACUCCCUCUACCUCAACGGCGAGCUGCGGGGCAGUGACCACACUGAUGUCUGCGGCAAUGUGGUGGGCAGCAGUGGUGGCAGUAGCAGCAGCGGUGGCAGUGACAAGGCCCCACCACAGUAUCGUGAGCCCAGCCAUCCGCCCAAGCUCCUGGCCACCUCUGGCAAGCUAGACCAGUGCUCAGAGCCGCUAGUUCGGCCUUCAGCCUUCAAGCCCGUUGUACCCAAGAACUUCCACUCCAUGCAGAACUUGUGCCCCCCGCAAACCAAUGGUACUCCUGAGGGGCGACAGGGUCCUGGUGGUCUCAAGGGCGGACUAGACAAGUCUCGGACCAUGACCCCAGCGGGCGGGGGUGGGGGCGGCCUCUCAGACUCCGGCCGGAACUCACUCACAAGCCUGCCCACCUACAGCUCCAGCUAUAGCCAGCACCUGGCGCCCCUCAGUGCCUCCACCAGCCACAUCAACCGCAUCGGCACUGCCAGCUAUGGUGGUGGCAGCGGCGGCAGCAGCGGUGGUGGCUCGGGCUACCAGGACCUGGGAACCUCCGACAGUGGGCGGGCCUCCAGCAAGAGUGGGUCGUCGUCCUCCAUGGGUCGGCCAGGCCACCUGGGGUCUGGGGAGGGCGGAGGUGGAGGCCUGCCCUUCGCGGCCUGCUCACCACCCUCGCCCAGUGCUCUGAUCCAGGAGCUAGAGGAGCGGCUGUGGGAGAAGGAGCAGGAGGUGGCAGCCCUGCGGCGGAGCCUGGAACAGAGCGAGGCCGCGGUGGCCCAGGUGCUGGAGGAGCGGCAGAAGGCGUGGGAGCGCGAGCUGGCUGAGCUGCGGCAGGGCUGCAGUGGGAAGCUGCAGCAGGUGGCCCGCCGCGCCCAGCGCGCCCAGCAGGGCCUACAGCUGCAGGUGCUGCGACUGCAGCAGGACAAGAAGCAGCUGCAGGAGGAGGCAGCCCGGCUGAUGCGGCAGCGGGAAGAGCUUGAGGACAAGGUGGCCGCCUGCCAGAAGGAGCAGGCUGACUUCCUGCCCCGGAUGGAGGAAACUAAGUGGGAGGUGUGCCAGAAGGCAGGGGAGAUCUCCCUCCUGAAGCAGCAGCUGAAGGACUCGCAGGCCGACGUGUCCCAGAAGCUGAGCGAGAUCGUGGGGCUGCGCUCGCAGCUGCGGGAGGGCCGGGCCUCGCUGCGGGAGAAGGAGGAGCAGCUGCUCAGCCUGAGGGACUCCUUCGGCAGCAAACAGGCCAGCCUGGAGCUGGGUGAGGCCGAGCUGCCCGCGGCCUGCCUCAAACCUGCGCUGACCCCCGUGGACCCGGCGGAGCCCCAGGAUGCCCUGGCCACGUGCGAGAGCGACGAGGCCAAGAUGCGCCGGCAGGCCGGGGUGGCCGCCGCCGCCUCGUUGGUUUCCUUGGACGGGGAGGCGGAUGCUGGCGGGGAGAGCGGGACGCGGGCCCUGCGGCGGGAGGUGGGGAGGCUGCAGGCCGAGCUGGCGGCCGAGCGGCGAGCCCGGGAGCGCCAGGGAGCCAGCUUCGCGGAGGAGCGCCGCGUGUGGCUGGAGGAGAAGGAGAAGGUCAUCGAGUACCAGAAGCAGCUGCAGCUGAGUUACGUGGAGAUGUACCAGCGCAACCAGCAGCUGGAGCGGCGGCUGCGGGAGCGCGGGGCUGCGGGGGGCGCCAGCACACCCACCCCGCAACACGGCGAGGAGAAGAAAGCCUGGACGCCCUCCCGCCUCGAGCGCAUUGAGUCCACAGAAAUCUGACCCCCCCCCCCCCCCAACAUGGGCAUGUGGCCUUUUGACAAAUGCCCUGUCAAAGGCCAGAGUCCACAGUGUCUCCUCCCCACCUUCUCUCUUCCCCAUGUCCCCCAUGUCCCCAGACCAAAGAGGUUCUCAAAGCAGCUGUGACCAGACCCCUCCCCUCCCCCCACUGGGGGCCCUCCAGGCCCUAUGGCUAGGCAACCCACUCGGACCCUCCUCCCAAGGAGGGGAUAGAGGGAGGCAGAAUGAGUGGGGGUUGAGGGGCCCAGGCAGCAGGGGAGCCCAUGCUCCCCUUAUUAGUGCUGCUUUGUUAGAGAUGGAGAUAGCAGGCCUGAAGUGCCAUGAGGUGCCCCAGCCCCUUGGUAGGUCUGGGCUCCUACUGUUGGCCACCCCGGUGUCCAGUGAUGCUCUCUGUUGUCACCUCCUAGGCCAUGUAGUCUGAGAGGGCCUGCAUGGGAUCUGCUGAAGCUGACAGACCUUGGGCUCCUGGCCUCUCUCCUUCCUGCUCUAUUACCCCUCCCUGGGCAGAUUGGCAGGACAAGUGGGAGCAGAUGGCCUGUCUGUGGUUGAGAGGGCUACUUGCCCAGCCCCUCCCCCGCCAAGGUCUCUUGGGCUUAGGCCUCAGAGCCUGGCCUGGUCCUGAGUGUAUGUCCGUAUGUGCGUAUCAGGCCGGAGGGGAGGCUGGGGUGGAGGUUCAGUGCCCGGGGAAGAUCUGCCCUCCUGUACUUGGGAAGGUUCACCUGGAGGCUUUUUAGCUCUACCCCACCCUUCCGGCCAGGAUCCCACAGGGUGAUAGCCCCAUCUGCUUGGCUCACCCCACACCCAGGGCCACUGUCCGGCUCUAACUACAGCUAGUAAGUGCUACCUGCCUCUCAGGCACUCCCCUCACCCAGUUUCUGAGGUCAUAUGAGUGUCUGUGAUGUCUUCCUGUGUCUUCUCCCACUCGAUUCCCCCAGCCUCCCUCUGCUUUCACGCUCAGAACAUCAUUGUCCUAGGCCGCCUCUUCCCCCCAAACCUCACCUUUUCUUCCAGUAGAAAAUUCUGCUUGAUCUUUGGUGCACUGCCCACUUCCAAGCUCCAAUGGGCCCAAGCCUGAGCCAGAGGCCUUUGUUUUGGGGGGCGAGGGGGAUGGUUGUGAUUGCCUUUGAAGGACAAAGCUGACCUGAGAGGAAUACUGACCCCUGAGUUCCCAGGACCCUGGGUUUGCCCAGGGUAGGCCUGCAUGGCCAUCAGUGGGGGCUGGGACAGCAAUGUCACUUCCCUCUCGGUAUCCUCUCAGAGUCUAUCUCCGUAAGACAGGAAGGGAAAGGCAAAUUUCUAAUUCACCAGCAAUAAAAAUUAGAGGAGGCUUGGCCCUCAACCCUUGUAUUUCUCUCUUUUCACUCUCUUCCUCCCACCCCCAAGACUGGGUUUGGAGGGCAGGGUGGAGAGAGCUGGCAACUACUGUGAGCAAGUUCCCCAACCCCUGACCAGCCUCCUCCCAUGACUGGUGACUGUUUAAUGAGCUGUGCGUCCCCCACAAAAACAAGAGUGCCCCUCUGUGUGGCCUCUGUCCCUCUGCACAGCCCCUUCCCGGUGACCCUCACCAGAUCUCUGAACUGGUUGGGGGAGCCAUCCUGGUAAUCACUGCCCAUUCCACUCACCCCUCACUGCACCUGCCCCAGAACCUGGGCCUAGGCCAGAGGGGCAGGGGGAAGAGAAGGCAUUAGUAGGAAAAAAAAAAAAUAGAAAAAAAAAAAAAAUGAACAGACUCAGCUUUGGGACUUCCAACCACAAAAGAAAUUAUAUAUAAAUAUAUAUAAAUAUAUAUCUCUACCAUAUGUGAUGGAAAGACUUCGUUUUCUUUUCCCAAAGAAAUAAAAUGGAGAAAGCCUCUUGA
Lynx canadensis (Canada lynx) is the source of this 5916-nucleotide messenger RNA. It is a transcript of the gene LZTS3, whose product is annotated as leucine zipper tumor suppressor family member 3. Gene Ontology annotation, cellular component: dendritic spine. Lineage: Eukaryota; Metazoa; Chordata; Mammalia; Carnivora; Felidae. The record is from RefSeq and is a predicted model, not a curated record. The transcript is spliced from 4 exons. Gene Ontology annotation, biological process: regulation of dendritic spine morphogenesis. The coding region runs from base 2019 to 4040 and encodes 673 amino acids.